GUACUGAAUGACACUGCCCACAUUUCACAUCAAACUUCCUCCCUAAACACCACAUAUUCUUAAACUUCAAAUAAAAAUGUCUCAUCCAGCCAAGCUUAUAGUGUGCCACUCCAACUCUGCGUUGUGUUUAUCGGCAUUUAGCACUAAUGUUCAAGCUCUGAGCUAAAAGCUACAGUUUCUCCUCAACUCCUGCCUCUCAAUUGGUGGAGAAUGGUCAGCUGACGUUGUCAUAUUGUCUCUCACCGAGCCAAGCCUCGGCUAUAACACUCGGGUUUGUGCGUCUUAACCGGAGAUUGAAAAUUAAUAAUAUUGAAUCCUCAAAGUAGCCCACGUCCAGUUAGAGAAGCAGAAAGUCACGGAGAAAAAAAGAAGACCUUGGAGAAAGGUGUGGUUGGUUGACACAGACGGGAAGGAGAUUUACUGAGAACGAGAUUGAAAAGAGACCGAUAAAGACGUGGGGAGAGUUGGAGAGAGGGUUACAGGCAAGGUAUGAAUUCUUAUUUCGCAAACCCGUCGCUCUCCUGCCAUUUAUCCGGUGGUCAAGAUGUUUUGCCUAACGUACCCCUAAACUCCACCACCUAUGACACAGUCAGACAUUUUUCGUCGUACGGUGCUGCUGUGACCCAGAAUCGGAUAUAUGCACCUUUCUACUCUCCUCAAGAUAAUGUCGUUUUUGGGUCUGGCAGGGCACAAUAUGAAUAUGGAUCAAACGUGUUUCUUCAAGACAAGGACGUGCUCCCCAGUUGCAGACAAACAAACAUGGGACUCAAUACACAAAGCCACAUUGCUCAAGAAUACAGUUUGGAUCAAGGAAGAGCAGGAGCGCAGGAUCAGAAAACCAACAUCCCGAUCUACCCGUGGAUGCAGCGAAUGAACUCACACAGCGCAGGAGUGGGCUACGGGACAGACAGACGCAGAGGACGUCAAAUAUACUCUCGUUACCAAACACUCGAGCUGGAGAAGGAGUUUCACUUCAACCGCUACCUGACCAGGCGCAGACGCAUCGAAAUCGCAAACGCGCUUUGUUUAACAGAGCGGCAGAUCAAAAUCUGGUUUCAGAACCGACGCAUGAAAUGGAAGAAAGAGAGCAACCUGACCUCCACCGUAACUGGAAGUGAACAGACAGGAGCCUCUCCAGAGGAGGAACGCAAUGGCGAAAUUGAAGAAGAGAAGGAUGAGGACAAGAAGAAAGAAUAGUUUAAAAAAGAAGAGGAGAAAAAAAAUACCUGAUGACCAUCAAAACCCAACAUAACUACCUAAAAAAAUCUAUAUGGACUUGAGAGCGACUUCACUGCAUGAUGGCUACCCGCAGCUCUCACACUUAUAUCCCAUGUUGACUACAGGACUGUUGAGCCUGAGAAAUCCAGAUUAUUUCAGCCACAGCCCCUGUGACAUUUGGAGCGCUGACUUUUUUUUGUUUUUGUUUGUUAUUGCAAUGUCACUUGUAUUGUGAAAAUAAAAAGAAGUAUUCAUUUCUACGUUAUUUCUUAUGCCAGUAAAAUCUAUGUGUUAUCCCCACCACACCCCAUCCAUCACUGUGAACUCUUUGAUCACCUCACAAAAUACAGUGUUGGUCAGACUUAACUCAAUGUUGUACAUGCCCAUUCCACGGAAGGAAAGGACCGGCGGACACUUUAUUUUAUAGUAUCUAGUACUUGAAUCAUCCGCAGAAAAGUGUCCUGCAUAAACAUGAAAGUUGCACGAAUAAAGACUAUAGUCCCCCCACCACACACACACACACACACACACACACACACACACACACACACACACACACACACACACACACACACACACACACACACACCUGAAAUGCCUGUAAAUAAUCAACAGUAUACUAUGUAAAUCCUGUGAGGACUUAGGUGCAUUUAGCCGCUUUAAUAGACGCUGCAUAACAAACAAUUGCGCUUAGCCCCUUUUUCUGAUCAUUUGAAACAAUAGGCUUUCCUCGUGAGAUAGAUUUGUACACUAGUAAUUCUUCACUUCUGUUUUGGAGUUACGAAUUCAUGUUUUGUCAUAAUUGUGUAUCAUGGAAUAAAAUAUUUGUAAAAAUGUCA
Sander lucioperca (pikeperch) is the source of this 2057-nucleotide messenger RNA. RefSeq names its product homeobox C6a (gene hoxc6a). Gene Ontology annotation, molecular function: RNA polymerase II cis-regulatory region sequence-specific DNA binding; DNA-binding transcription factor activity, RNA polymerase II-specific. The transcript has 2 exons. Bases 490 to 1197 code for a protein of 235 amino acids. The record is from RefSeq and is a predicted model, not a curated record. Lineage: Eukaryota; Metazoa; Chordata; Actinopteri; Perciformes; Percidae. Gene Ontology annotation, biological process: regulation of transcription by RNA polymerase II; anterior/posterior pattern specification. Gene Ontology annotation, cellular component: nucleus.